GAUCCUCCCGACGCACAACAAGAUCAUAACAAAUUUCUCUUCGAUAGCAGGUUUCAAUUGCGAGGCUAGAACAGCGACUGAUGCUGCCACGCCAGCAUCAGCGACGCCCUGCGGAUUCCUAUCAAAGCUGCUCGCUCUGAAUCACCAUCGCCGAAUUCGGCGAAAAUAUCAGCAUAAAAAACCAGAUUCACAGAAUAAAUUCAAACAUCUUCACUCGAUAGAUAUCGUCCAUAUCCGUCGCUUUCGCUUCACCUGCUGCUUCGAAAUCCACCCCGCCACUUCACAUUGCUUCAAUGACUGACCACAUUCUUGCGGAUUUCAUCCAUCCGUCGAGUUUUCCUCGACCAGAGCAACAUCACCAGCUGCAGGGAUUUGUCACAUCAUUUCAUGUUUUUCUGCGUGCAUUUCACAGUUGAAUCCGUCAAUUUGAAUGUUGCCUCACUCCGGUUUCAAUGACGAUCUCCAAGAGCAGAAAAGACGAAAUGAGAAUGAAGCUUGCGGUGGCUCUUGCAAUGUGGAAAACUUCAAUUCGCUCGAAUCCUGGAGCAGAAGAGAAUCAGUGGAGAAGAAAGUUGCAGGCCGAAGUAUUGGAAGAGAAGUACAUCGUCGUGACGAAGCAGUUGGAGGAGUUGCAAGGUGCAGUUGUGCUGGAUCGACUACCAUUGCUUGCCCCUUGCAAGUGUCACUUUUUAAAGUCGGCUGGUAAUGAACAGAAUGAGGGUCGAAACAGCUACGGUGAUUACAUUAGGCAAAGCGCGGUUCAAAUCUUCUUGAGAAAUGUGAGAGUUCUGCGGAAGUUGAAGCUGCAGAGCGUAGACGACAAUUCUGAUGAAAUGCAAGGGAAUUUGGCCAUAGUGAUUGAUUUCGUCAUCGAGUUACUGAGCUGCCAGGCAAAAUCAAUUCACUUGAAAGGAAGGUACUCCGAGGCAUACAUUCAUCAUGCUGUGGACUUCAUUAAAGACACAAUUCCCUUGUUACGUCGAGAACAAUGCGAGGAGAGUCAACUUCUAGUUGUCAACAACCUCGUGAAGAAACUGGCCCUGGAUCUAGUGGGAAAUUUGCUCAACUUCACGCCCAGCUGCCAAGAUGAUAGUCAAGGAGAUGACCAGGAGGAGACGCUCGUAGUCAUGCUGAGACUUGCGGAGUAUGCAUACAUAGGACAUCGAAUGCUUUUGACUUCAUCACAACAGAUGACGAUGGUGUUGGAGAGACUUCAGUGCACGGACCCAUUUGACGAGGGGUUCUCUCAAGCAUACGAGAAUCUUUUCUACGUGAUACAGCUGAUUGAAACACUAGUAUCAGCACACUUGAAGUCCUGGAAGGAUGGAAACAAUAUCGAACAAGAAAUUCUGGAGGAAUGGGUAACAAGCCAUUUCCAUUGUAAGAGCACGCUAGAAGGUAGACCCAAUGCUUGGACAUCCCAGAUCAUGAUAAUGCUUGACAGCAUCACAGAAAAGUUGCUAGAACAACUGCAACCUUCAGCUGAAUUAGAUGCACACGACGGACUAGACAUCUGGCAGAAGGCAUUGGUACACUUGCUUGCCUCUACUUCUUCUACUAUUAGAGAAAUACAGCAGCUCUAGACGCAACUGUCGACUCUAGAAUACACUUCCCGACUAUAAAAAUGUUGUGGCCUUGGAAUAACCUAGUGGCAAAUAAAGAAAAUAAGUAAUAUCUCAAGAUCAUUGCUCAACUGCAGAACCCCUGCAUAAACUAUGGUAAUUGGAGAAAGACCCCGUGCCACGGCAACUCCUGAACUCGGAUCAUUUUCAUCAACCCUGUACUAAGUAGUGAUUCAACAAUCAAUAGUAUGCAAUUACCAACUCCGCUCGAGUUGGCGACAUCCCAAUACGACCAUCUGAACAAAUUGACGAGGACAAAAAAAAUAAAAAAUAAAAAAUAAAAAAAAUAACAACGCAAAGAAAGCUACAACAUCAAAUACGCAAACUGGAACAAUUACUGGAAGGAGUUGCGCUUUUUCAAUGAAUAUGAUUGACAACAUCUUAUCUCCGGAAGCUACUAGAUCGUUCUACGCCGUAGCACCGCCCUGUUCGGGAUAUGUGUUGAAGCUUUGUGUUAAGCAGGGUUUGAACAUUAACCUGCGAUAAUGGUAGUCAAGUUCCUUCACCAUCAAGGGCAGAGCAAUAUUCAUCG
Physcomitrium patens is the source of this 2154-nucleotide messenger RNA. Its product is annotated as protein MULTIPOLAR SPINDLE 1. NCBI's taxonomy places the organism in Eukaryota, Viridiplantae, Streptophyta, Bryopsida, Funariales, Funariaceae. The record is from RefSeq and is a predicted model, not a curated record. Gene Ontology annotation, biological process: meiotic spindle organization; meiotic DNA double-strand break formation.